AUGACUACCCUUUCAGCCGGCGGCGGUUCCUGGACCUUCUACAACUAUGGCCCCCUCACGACAACCUAUACUCCCGCGCCGAGCUGCUCGGCCACGGACAGAAUCUUCCUUGGAACCAUCGACUCGGAUGGCUUACCUUACCUUACGUACAAUGUACAAUGUGAAACGACAUGGUUUUCAGACUGUGUGCCUUCCGCUACUGCCACGCCUUCGGUGACUUCGGAUGGCUGGAGGGCUUCCGUUGGGAACUACUACUCACCGGGUCUAUACUGUCCCUCCGGUUGGGAAACGGUUGGACAAGCCGCGCGCGAUGGUAACAAGCCUUAUACGACAUCAGGAGUGAUGAGCUUCGGUGCGAGUGACCGGGCUCUGUACUUGUCCUACGACUACAUACCCACUCUGUUGGCGAAAAAUUUGCAACCCAGCGAGACUGUUGCGCUCUGUUGCCCAAGCGGCUACACAGCAGAGAUCGCAGGUGGAUGCUUCACCACGGUCCCCUCGUACACCCCCACGCAGGUUUGCGACGUCUACGAGAGCUCUAUCAGCGCCAUCGGCAGCUCCACUUCAAUUUAUACAACCGAUGGUACCAAGACCGAGGAGAUCGUCACGACCUUGACUACCGGUAUGAGCCUUGUGACACACUCUGAGUCUUGGACUCCCGGCGACGGCUUUGCCGAAUACUAUACGCCCAUCCGCUAUAUUACCGGGGUGACACUUAUCCACCGUGAGAAUGACGUUCAGGCCACUGGUUCGAAUACGGCUACGGCUACAGCUACGAGGGAGUCUACGGCUACGGGUACUGCUGCUUCUACCUCAAAUGCUGCCGCGAGAUCAGGGCCGCGGGCGUCAAGCUGGAGUGGAUUUGGUGCCGUUUUUGGCAUUUCUCUUGCUUCGGCUGCACUGGGUGCUGCCAUUAUUUUCCCAUUUUAA
Messenger RNA from Penicillium cinerascens, 930 nucleotides. RefSeq lists its product as uncharacterized. The coding region runs from base 1 to 930 and encodes 309 amino acids. The record is from RefSeq and is a predicted model, not a curated record. The transcript is spliced from 2 exons. Lineage: Eukaryota; Fungi; Ascomycota; Eurotiomycetes; Eurotiales; Aspergillaceae.